Molecule: messenger RNA, 930 nt
Organism: Lontra canadensis (Northern American river otter)
Lineage: Eukaryota; Metazoa; Chordata; Mammalia; Carnivora; Mustelidae
Product: olfactory receptor 4X1
Exons: 1
Coding region: 1-930 (309 amino acids)
Biological process (GO): G protein-coupled receptor signaling pathway
Cellular component (GO): membrane
Molecular function (GO): G protein-coupled receptor activity; olfactory receptor activity
Source: RefSeq, a predicted model, not a curated record
AUGGCAACUAUAAACAAUGUGACUGAAAUCAUUCUCUUGGGGUUUUCCCCCAAACAGGAUGUGCAGAAGACCAUUUCUGUGAUGUUUCUCCUCAUGUACACAGCCAUUGUGCUGGGUAAUGGCCUCAUUGUGGUGACAGUCAUGGCCAACAAAGGGCUCACCUCCCCCAUGUAUUUCUUCCUCAGCUACUUGUCCUUUGUGGAGAUCUGUUACUGCUCUGUCACAGCCCCCAAGCUCAUUCUUGACUCUUUCACUGAAAGAAAAACCAUUUCUCUCAAGGGAUGCAUCACUCAGAUAUUUUUCCUCCAUUUCUUUGGUGGCACUGAGAUCUUUCUCCUGACAGUCAUGGCCUAUGACCGCUACGUGGCCAUCUGCAAACCCCUGCACUACACUGCCAUCAUGAACCGGCGUGUGUGUGGCCUCCUGGUUGGUGCAGCAUGGGGUGGGGGCUUGCUGCAUUCUGUUGGGCAAAUGUUUCUCAUUUUCCAGCUACCCUUCUGUGGCCUCAAUGUCCUUGACCACUACUUCUGUGAUGUCCACCCUGUGCUGAAGCUGGCCUGCUCAGACACCUUCCUCAUUGGUGUGCUCAUCAUCAUAAAUGGUGGCACCAUUUCAGUGGUCAGCUUCAUGGUACUACUUGCUUCCUAUGUGGUCAUCUUGAACUCGCUGAGUAUGCGGACCUCAGAGGGUCGGUGCAAGGCGCUGUCCACCUGUGCUUCUCACAUUGCCGUUGUGGGUUUGUUCUUCAUUCCCUGUUCCUUCGUCUAUUUGAGGCCUUGUGUCACCCUCCCUGCAGAUAAGAUAGUUGCUGUGUUUUACACAGUGAUCACACCUCUCUUAAACCCCUUCAUUUACUCCUUCAGGAAUGCUGAAGUGAAAAAUGCCAUGAAGAGACUGAUGAGGAGGACAGUGAUUUGGGAAGAGAAGUAG